AUGGAUCCUUUACCACAGUUGUCUCCCGAGGAGUUGAAGCAGGAUAGGUCGCCCCUCGUUCUGGGUGUGAUUACCAUGUGCCUUUUCAUAUCGACGGGCAUACUGGUCCUGAGACUCUGGACUCGCUUCCACAUUGUCAAGAGAAUUGGCAUAGAUGACUGGGCUGCCGCUUGCUCGUUGAUAUCGGUACUAGGCUGCGGUAUUGCGCAGGCAGUUAUGACACGAUACGGUCUCGGCAGACAUCAACAGACGCUUACACCAGAAGAAAUGAUUAAAGUCGCAAAAUGCUUUUGGGUGUCUGUCCUUUUCUACGCCCUGGGUCACAUACUGUUCAAGAUGGCCUUCUUGCUCCAAUACUACCGCGUAUUGGUCACCCACCACAUGCGCAAGUUCUACAUCGCCGCCAUGAUCUUUGUAAUGGCGUGGGGAAUUGGCGUUGUGGUCAUAAUGUGUAUUUGGUGCAUCCCUCUCGAUGGCUUUUGGGACCACUCGGUCCAGGCAAAGUGUCUUCCUCAGGAAGUCUUAUACUAUGAGUUUGGAGCCUGCAGUAUCUUAACGGACGUCCUCAUCUUCCUUCUGCCGCUCCCGGCGUUGAUCCAGCUCAAACUUCCCAAGUCUCAAAAGAUCUACCUGUUUGGGAUCUUCAGUCUUGGAUUCUUGCUUGUGGCAAUAUCUGUCUUGCGCCUCCGAUACCUCACGGUCGAACCGGAUUUCAGUUGGUGGAACGUGGACCCCGCCAUGUGGUCAAUUGGCGAGCUUUCGGCGGCAAUGGUAUGCCUUUGCCUGCCGCCUCUGAAAGCCCUGGCAGCCCGUAUGGGCCUGAUUGCCACGAGGACAGAGGCGUCGAGGACCGCUCCCUCGGCCGACCAGAAUAGUCGCGGCCUGGCCUCAACCGCACCGCUUUCGCCCACUCCCAAGGCCGUCGAGACCUACACGACGAACUCUCCGAGCGAGAAGCCUGGUAGCUUUGGCAACUUUGUGAUGGACAGUGAGCGUUGUGACGACGAAGUGAUCCGGCCAAGUCCUGCCCACAUGGUUUGA
This is a messenger RNA of Colletotrichum orchidophilum, 1041 nucleotides long. RefSeq lists its product as uncharacterized. Lineage: Eukaryota; Fungi; Ascomycota; Sordariomycetes; Glomerellales; Glomerellaceae. The record is from RefSeq and is a predicted model, not a curated record. Bases 1 to 1041 code for a protein of 346 amino acids. The transcript has 5 exons.